CUAGCCUAACUGAAAUACAGUUUGAACUUUUUUUAAUAAAAAAAAAUUGCUUCAAUUCCCACUUUUUUCUCCGUUUUCUGAAAACCCUAAUUCUCUUCUGAUCCUCCGAAAUCCCCAAAUCACUCGAUUUUGGGGGAAGAUCUCUAUUUUGAUCUCUUUGUGAUCGACGAGAAAUGGAGGAAGACAAAGUUUCGCUCAGGGCGGAUAAAUCAUCCCCCAAAGAAGAACCCGUUCGAGGAGAAGAAUCCGACAAGGACAAAACGGCGGUGGCGGUGGAGUCGGAGGAGCCGCAGAAGAAUUCCGGAGGUUGGGGCUGGGGGUUUUCCGCCUUCUCCGUUCUGUCGGAUCUUCAAAAGGCUGCGGAGGAGAUUUCUCGUAAUGCUGCAGCAGUGGCAGAGAAAGCGGCAAAAAGCAUGGCAGAUUUGCAAGAGGAUGAGGAAGACUCGGAAUCAGCUACCAAGGAGCAAGAGAAAACUGAGGAACCUAAUAAGGGGCAGGAUAGUGAUGAUGAGAAGGAGAAGGUACGGAAGUCUGCUCUGGAUAAACUGGAGAAUGCAAGCGAAGAUACCCUCCUUAGCCAGGGUUUGAAGGUUCUUGAUGAUUCUGUUGAGACUUUCACUUCCGGAGCCUGGCAGGCAUUAGGAAAUGUGUGGAAAGGUGGCACAAGUUUGGUGCAGAAACUUGAAAACAGUAUUCAGCAAGGUGGUUCGCCUCGUACAGCUGGAUCUGUUGCACCGUCUUUACUGGAGACAGGAAAAGCAUUAACAGCUAAGGGAAUGCAAGUACUCGAAUACGUGGGCAAGGAGACUAUUGAUUUAUUGAUCACAGAGACCGGUAUUGACAUUGCAAGGAACAGGGAAAGCCUGGCCAGCGGGGAUCAGCUACAUGAGGAAGUGACAUUCGAUCGGUGCUUUUAUAUUUAUGGAGGUCCAGAACAGCUGGAGGAAUUAGAGUCAUUGUCAAGCCACUAUGCUCUGUUGUUCAACCGGAGAAAGGUUAAACUGUCACCAGAUCAGAAAUCUCUGUAUGAUGGAAAGCUUAAGCAGAUCCAGCAAAUUUUCAGUUUCACUGAUGAAAUUGGUGGAAGUAACGCAGAAUCUGACAAAGGGAAGAAGAUUGAGACACAAACAGAAACUGGUGAGGAUGAGAUGAAGAAUCUGCAUGACUCAAGUGUCAGCAAAGCUGCUAAUAUGGCUGCUGGGUUCACAAACACCUUAGCUGGACUAAACAACAUCAACGAUAUGAUUCAGAGGACUGGCGGCAGGCUUGACUCUCUUCACUCAGAAGGAGUUCAUAGACUGUCGGAGAUGUGCUGUUUUGCAGUCACUCAUCUGCUUAUCGUGGGUAAGUCCAUCAUAUCCCUCGCCAACAAGGUUGAGGAUGAAGACUCUGAGGCCUUAAAAAUCGAGUGGCCAGAGGAUCCCACUGAGAAAGCUAAAAUGAUCAGAGGCAAGACCGAGUCAAUGACCGGAUAUGUUGAAGCCAUUGCAGACAGUUUCAUAACAGGAAUAUCAGAUGUAACAGAAGCAUAUAUACAUGCGGCAGCCGAAUCCAAGGACGAACAUUCGACCCUCGUCCCGGACAAAAGCAGCAGCUUCAAGGAACGUCUUCGUUCAGACAAAACCACGGCUGUUACGAAAAUCCAGGAAGGGCUUCAACACUUAUCUUAUGUCGUGAUAUCGUCUGCCUCGACAUCCUCCGCUUGACACCGAUCAGUCGGAUUCCGGUGUGUAUUCCCUCCUGGUUCUCCUCUCUUUCACACAAUCUUGAAUCUCUGUCUCGUUUCCUUUUGUAGAUAUAUCGUUUCUUAGCCCUUGGUUUAAAAAAAAAAAAAGAAAAAGAACCUUCAAACUUUGCUCU
Molecule: messenger RNA, 1860 nt
Organism: Tarenaya hassleriana
Lineage: Eukaryota; Viridiplantae; Streptophyta; Magnoliopsida; Brassicales; Cleomaceae
Exons: 9
Coding region: 174-1706 (510 amino acids)
Source: RefSeq, a predicted model, not a curated record